Hipposideros armiger (great roundleaf bat) is the source of this 1113-nucleotide messenger RNA. RefSeq names its product phosphatidylethanolamine N-methyltransferase (gene PEMT). The coding region runs from base 317 to 916 and encodes 199 amino acids. NCBI's taxonomy places the organism in Eukaryota, Metazoa, Chordata, Mammalia, Chiroptera, Hipposideridae. The transcript has 8 exons. Gene Ontology annotation, molecular function: phosphatidylethanolamine N-methyltransferase activity. The record is from RefSeq and is a predicted model, not a curated record. Gene Ontology annotation, biological process: phosphatidylcholine biosynthetic process.
CUGUUGACCGGUGGCAAGUCAUAACCUGAAGUGUUCUCCAAUCCCUCAGUAAAGUGAACUUGCUAUGAGCUGCUUCCUUACCAACCCUUGGGGUUGCAAGAGGUGAGCCCAUUCAUCAGACCCGAGGGGACUUCUUCCUGGUUGCGGUAGACACUUUCAUUGCAAGGGUGCCCAUGGCUUGGCCAGGCCUGUGAGUUUCUCUGGGGCAGAUGUCUGGGAGUGGAACUACUGCAGGCACGUGGGAGCCCACCUUUUUAGUUCACACCUCAUCAGCACGCAGGACGGCCCGUCAUUCUGUUUGGCAGACCUCUGCGUUAUGACCCGACUGCUGGGCUACGUGGACCCCUUGGAUCCCUAUUUUGUGGCUGCCGUCCUCACCAUUGCUUUCAAUCCACUCUUCUGGAAUGUGGUCGCAAGAUGGGAACAGAAAACCCGAAAGCUGAGUGGGGCCUUCGGCUCCCCCUACCUGGCCUGCUACGCGCUGGGUGGAGCCAUCCUGUUUCUGAAUGUACUGCGCUCGCACUGCUUCACACAGGCCAUGCUGAGCCAGCCCAGGAUGGACAGCCUGGAUAACCCCGUGGCCUACCAGGUGGGCCUUGCGCUUCUGGCAGUCGGCAGUGUGUUGGUGCUCUCCAGCUUCUUUGCUCUGGGCUUCACUGGGACCUUCCUAGGUGAUUACUUCGGGAUCCUCAAAGAGGCAAGAGUGACCACAUUUCCCUUCAACAUCCUGGACAACCCCAUGUACUGGGGCAGCACGGCCAAUUACCUGGGCUGGGCCAUCAUGCACGCUAGCCCUGCCGGCCUGGGGCUGACUGCGGUUGUGGCCCUCAUCUACGUGGUUGCCAUCCUGUAUGAGGAGCCCUUCACCGCUGAAAUCUACCGACAGAAAUCCUCCCAGUUCCACAAGAGAAGCUGACCGGGCUUCUCUGAGGGCCUCCUGGCCUGCCUGCCCGAGUGCCAAGCCCUGUGAGGUGCCAGCGCUCGGCUGUGGCUCGGCACCAACCAGUGCAGGCCGCCCCAGUGCCUUGGAAACCGCUGCUUUGGGGGCCCCGGACGUGCUGCCACGUGGCCCCCACCAAGCUCUGACUCACCAAUAAAAGCCCCUUGACUCCA